AACGGCUUUUUUUUUUUUUUUUUUUUUAAAUCUUGCACUUUGAAACCGCGGGACUGUAGCAGGGUGCGCGCGUGUGGUUGGUGCCUCCCCCCCCCACCCCUGCCUAAACUCCUCUGUCAGCCUGUAAACAUUACCUGAGAAUUCCCCAGCCGAAACGGCUGCUGGGGCAAGAAACUUCUUGUUAGAACUUUCCACCUCCGGCUUCCCCUCCAGCCCUCUUACUGUCCCAACCUUCUCAGACGCUUUUUCUCCUCUCGAGGAGGAUUUAUCUUUUUCUUUUCUUUUUUUUUUUUUUUUUUUCUCUCUCACCCGGUGUUUUGCAUUUGGGACGAGGUGAUUUCAAGAGUGGCCAGGUGGGACGCCUCGCUCCUCCCCCACCUUCAUUCAGUUUGUUUAUUAUUGUUUGGGGUGUUUUCUUUUCUUUCUUUCUUUCUUUCUUUUUUUUUUUUUUUUUUAAUUCCUGUUUUGCUCGGUCCGGGGAGUUUCGCCCCCCUGCCCGGCUCCGCGGCGCGGAGGAUGGUGUGGAAAUGGCUGGGCGCGUUGGUGGUGUUCCCUCUGCAGAUGAUCUAUCUGGUGGCCAAAGCAGCCGUCGGACUGGUGCUGCCCGCCAAGCUGCGGGACCUGUCGCGGGAGAACGUCCUCAUCACCGGAGGCGGGAGAGGCAUCGGGCGCCAGCUCGCUCGCGAGUUCGCAGAACGCGGCGCCAGAAAGAUCGUUCUCUGGGGCCGGACUGAGAAAUGCCUGAAGGAGACGACGGAGGAGAUCCGGCAGAUGGGUACCGAGUGCCACUAUUUCAUUUGUGACGUGGGUAACCGGGAGGAGGUGUACCAGACGGCCAAAGCUGUCCGGGAGAAGGUGGGCGACAUCACCAUCCUGGUAAACAAUGCUGCCGUGGUCCACGGGAAGAGCCUCAUGGACAGUGACGAUGACGCCCUUCUCAAGUCCCAGCACAUCAACACCCUGGGCCAGUUCUGGACCACGAAGGCCUUCUUGCCGCGGAUGCUGGAGCUGCAGAACGGCCACAUCGUGUGUCUCAACUCCGUGCUGGCGCUCUCCGCCAUCCCCGGUGCCAUUGACUACUGCACGUCCAAAGCCUCGGCCUUCGCCUUCAUGGAGAGCCUGACCCUGGGGCUGCUGGACUGUCCAGGGGUCAGUGCCACCACCGUGCUGCCCUUCCACACCAGCACCGAGAUGUUCCAGGGCAUGAGGGUGAGGUUCCCCAACCUCUUCCCACCGCUGAAGCCUGAGACGGUGGCCCGGAGGACGGUGGAAGCCGUGCAGCUGAAUCAGGCCCUCCUCCUGCUUCCGUGGACCAUGCAUGCCCUCAUCAUCUUGAAAAGCAUACUCCCACAGGCUGCACUGGAGGAGAUCUACAAAUUCUCAGGAACCUACACCUGCAUGAACACUUUCAAAGGGCGGACAUAAAGACCAGAUGCAGAGACACGCUUGUAAGCCACGGAUCCUGAGGGGGCCACGGUACUGGGCACACACCCACGCGCCUGUCCCUUGGCACACUUCUUCUGCUGGGUGAGCAGGACUGCUCCUGGCCCCAGGAAGAAUCCCGGUGCCCUCCCCCUGGCCAGCCCCAGGACCUUUGCACAGGACUGAUGGGCGUAACUCUGACCCCCAUGGGGAGGCAAGAAACCAGCCAGUAACCACCUUGACACUUUCAAACAUUUCUAAUUCUGUAGAGUUUAUUGUUAAAUUGCUUCUAACCAGCCUUAGCAGUGUGCAUAGACUGUUUCCAG
This is a messenger RNA of Lontra canadensis (Northern American river otter), 1748 nucleotides long. RefSeq names its product dehydrogenase/reductase 3 (gene DHRS3). The transcript has 6 exons. Bases 517 to 1425 code for a protein of 302 amino acids. Lineage: Eukaryota; Metazoa; Chordata; Mammalia; Carnivora; Mustelidae. Gene Ontology annotation, molecular function: oxidoreductase activity, acting on the CH-OH group of donors, NAD or NADP as acceptor. Gene Ontology annotation, cellular component: lipid droplet. The record is from RefSeq and is a predicted model, not a curated record.